AUGAAGACCAUCCUCUGCGUCGUUCUUAUCGGAAUCGCUACAGCCGACGUGGCACCAUAUAGACCGAGAGGAUGGCGACCGGAAGGACGAUCUCUCUCUCAUGGGAGACUUCGAUCCCAACUGUAUGGUCCACCAUCGGGCUUCCAAAAAUAUGGACCACCGGACGUCUCGAAUCAUCUUCCCGAAUCGACGACGACCACUAGAUCUCCGCCAACCACGACAUCGACGACGACCACUACCACUCCUAAAAGUAGAGAACCCACUACCGAGCCAGACAUCCCUCAGGAGGAAUUCGAAGUCAAUCCUGCGCUGGCCAUUGCGAAUUCGUUCGCUUUCAACAGACCCGUGUACGUCUACAACACCUUCCCGUUUCAUCCGGCGUAUGCCAUUGUCAAGUGA
This is a messenger RNA of Orussus abietinus, 399 nucleotides long. RefSeq lists its product as uncharacterized. NCBI's taxonomy places the organism in Eukaryota, Metazoa, Arthropoda, Insecta, Hymenoptera, Orussidae. The transcript has 2 exons. The record is from RefSeq and is a predicted model, not a curated record. The coding region runs from base 1 to 399 and encodes 132 amino acids.